Messenger RNA from Corylus avellana, 2753 nucleotides. RefSeq names its product Regulator of Vps4 activity in the MVB pathway protein. Gene Ontology annotation, biological process: protein transport. The record is from RefSeq and is a predicted model, not a curated record. NCBI's taxonomy places the organism in Eukaryota, Viridiplantae, Streptophyta, Magnoliopsida, Fagales, Betulaceae.
CCCCCAGACAUCUCAAACCCCAAAAUACCCCUUAACGUUCAUCGAUCCGUCGAAAACAAAAAAGGGAAAGUAACAAACAAGCGUCCACCACUCAGACUUCAGAGGGAGAGAGCAGAGUUUUGAAAAGUGUCUGACGCCUUUUGAAAUUUUGAGCUGUGUGUUGUUGCUUGAUGCGGGCAUUUGGUUUGUAGGAUCUGACACUGAGUCUAAUCGUUCACUGACUUUGUUUUUGGCCUAUGUUGCUCUGAGUCAACUCGUUCACUGACUUGGGAUCGACAAUGUUGGACGGACUUCUCAGCCGAGGCUUUGCUUCCAAAUGUAAGUCAUUGAUUAAAACGACCAAGACUCGGAUCGAUGUGAUUCGGAGGAAGAGAAAGGCGACUGAGAAGUACUUGAAGAAAGAUAUCGCUGAUUUGCUUGCCAAUGGGCUCGAUAUCAAUGCAUAUGGAAGGGCUGAUGGACUUCUAGUCGAAUUGACACUUUCUUCAUGUUAUGAUUUCGUUGAGCAUUCAUGUGAUUUCGUAUUGAACCAUCUUUCAAUGAUGCAAAAACAGAGGGAAUGCCCCGAGGAUUGUAGGGCGGCUGUGUCAUCCCUGAUGUUUGCUGCUGCGAGGUUUUCAGAUUUGCCGGAAUUACGUGAUCUUAGGCAAAUAUUUCAAGAGCGAUAUGAGAAUUCCCUGGAAUUAUCUGUGAAUCAGAAGUUUGUUGAGAAUUUAGCUUCAAAGACAUCUACACUGGAGAGGAAAGUUCAGUUAAUGCAAGACAUAGCACUAGAGUUUUCAAUAAUGUGGGACUCCAGGGCUUUUGAAAUGAGAAUGUCUAAGCCCUCCACAUAUGCACAGGAGCAACCCAAAAUUUAUGGGUCUUUCAAUGUUACUGGUGAUAAAAAUAAAUCAUCGAGUGGUAUGGGAACCAUCCCAAGAGGAGAGAAGCCUGAUGUUUCACUUAAAGAAAGACUUGAACUUACUAAUGAUGGGCAUAGAUUGUACAAUGGCCAGGAGGGUACUGUAUCAAAAAGAGAACUGGACAAUCGGUCUAGACAUGAAUUCUCUGACAAGGGAUACAAGGCACGCAAUGGCAGAGAAGGAACUGUCUCGAAAAAGGAUGGUCAUGACAUUUCAUCCCAAGGAAGGCAAGAAUUUGCUGAUGACAAGCACGAUGCAUGGAAUUGGAAGGGAGAUGCCACUCCAAAGUCAGCUAGAUCUCGCAGUUCAUCUCGAGGAAAAGGUCUGGAAUGCAUUGAUGAUGGAUCUAGGUUGCCUGUUUGUAGAGAGAAUACUGCCCCUGUAAGUGACUACGCAGGAUCCUUACUUCAUGGAAAGCCUGAAUUUGCUCCUAGUUGUGCAGGACUGCAGUCGAAGGGCAAUUGUAAAGAACCAUUGGCUGGUAAUAAUCUUGUCAUUCAACAUAAUAUUACGAACUUAGUGGGGAAGGUCGAGGAGGAUAUAAUACAUAAGGAGAAGCCCUACUACAGGAAUGCCCUCCCUCCUCCUUAUGUUAAGCCUAAUGUUAAACCCAAGGCUAGCAAAUCUAGAUCCGAUUUAGGAUCUUCACCGGCUGGUUUUGAUAGUAAUGUAGCCCUUGUGGAACCCUCAAUACUCAAGAGAGCCAAUGUUGGUAGUACUUCUGAGAGGAUCCAAAUAGGAUCGAACCACUCUGAUUAUGAGAGGCAGGUUGUUGGACUUGCUAGAGUGAAUGGUCAUGGUCAAGAGAAAGAUCAUUUCUAUCAAGAUGAUAUAACCGGGAACUCCACACCAAAACCAAGAUCAACCCGAAGGAGACGAUCAAAAUCACAUCACAAUAACAAUGAUGCUGGCUAUUUUGAAGAAACAGGAGUUGUUACAAGGAAAUCAAGAAGCAAGGAAAGGGAUAACUCAAGACGUGGGUUGCAAGUUCUAUUUGAUGAUGAACACUACAAGGAUGAUGAAGAGGAAAGGAAAUUGGAUAAACUGUUGAUGAAGUAUAGUAAGAAACCAUCACCCUAUGAACCAGCAAUGGUGAGAGGAAAAUCUAAAACUCGUCAUGCAGAUCACAUGGGGGCUAAUGCGGGUGAAUCCCCACAGAAUAGCAGAGGUGGGCCUGAUGAGAUGUCAGAGAUGGUUCCUCCUCCGCCCCGGUCAGUUUCUCUACCCCAUGAACAUACAAGUCAAUCACAGGCAACCAAAGUGCUUUCUCGUGCUGCUUCUUUUCAGCCGGCUCGGCAUGUGCAUCCUAAGCUGCCAGACUAUGAUGUUUUGGCUGAACGAUUUGCAGCCCUGAGAGGAAGGUAAGGGAUUGAGCAUUCAGAAUUUUCUUUGUCAGCAUGAUUGCUACCAACCUAAAGCUUCUUACAUUUGUUUCCCUGGGUGGAUUUGGUGCUGUCUUUGAAGAAAAAUAGAAUGCCGAUACUCCCAUUACUGAUGGUUGAGCACCUUAUAGGCUUGGCUCUGAACUUGCAUGACCUGCAGUCGAGUAUAGCUCUACGUGUGUCUAGGGCUGGCAUUGUUCUUCUUAGCGGUUAUAUACUAAAUUUCAAUACAGUCCCCGGAGCCCAGAGUGCUUUUUUUUUUUCUUUUUUUUCUGGGGCAGUACCCAGAGCUAUUGGUUGCAAGAGUUGUAGUAAUGCAUGUAGCUUAAAAUGGUAGAAGAUUCUAUGCGGUUAGAUAGAAGUUGGAUGAGAUUGCUUAAUAUGGUACCGGAGUUCUUUGAACCAAAAACAAAAAACAAAAGUACUAUAGUUCCACUGCCAAAGAUGAAGACUUGUUUCAUGUGAA